AGAUAAGAAGAAGAAGAGCUCACUUCGUCCUGGCCGCUCCCCUCCUCACCCUUCCCCCGCGGCUCCAUCUCCUCCACUUGCUAAUUAACUGAUACAUACAUACGUACGUACACACAUCCUCCUCCUCCUCCUCCUCCUCGCCGCAGCAGUCGUCGUCCCGGGAAUCACCGCACAAAGGAAUCGGCGACCGACAGCAGAGUAAACAAAAAAAGAAUUGAAGAAAAAAAGAGGGGAAGGAAUCGCAGCAACAGCCACCGCCGCCAUGGCAAACAUGAUCAUGGCCUCCGCCUCCUCCAAAGCUUUCAUUGCCAUUGCCUCCUCCUCCCCAACGCCAUCUUCCACCCCAAAACUCCUCAAUCCCAAACCCCUUACCCCCCGUCUGCAUCCACAUCAAUACCACUCCUCUCUCCCCCAAAAUAAAAUACCCCUGCCCAAACUUCCCUCCCUCGUCGCAGCUGCCACUGCCGCCGGCUUCUCCCUCGCCCACGCUCCCCCUUCCUUCGCUGCCGAAAUCGAGAAGGCUGCCCUUUUCGACUUCAACCUCACCCUUCCCAUCAUAGCGGUGGAGUUCUUGUUCCUCAUGUUCGCAUUGGACAAGGUCUACUACACCCCGCUCGGGAAAUUCAUGGAUGAGCGGGACGCCGCCAUCAGAGAGAAGCUCAGCAGCGUCAAGGACACUUCCGAGGAGGUUAAGCAGCUGGAGGAGCAGGCCGCGGCGGUGAUGAAGGCUGCCAAGGCCGAGAUAUCUGCAGCCCUCAACAAGAUGAAGAAGGAGACACAGAUCGAGGUGGAGCAGAAGCUGGCAGAGGGGAGGAAGAGGGUGGAGGCUGAGCUGCAGGAGGCGUUGGCUACUUUGGAGACGCAGAAGGAGGAUACUGUGAAAGCUCUUGACUCGCAGAUUGCCGCCCUCAGCGAUGAGAUUGUGAAGAAGGUGCUCCCUCUUUCUUGAGGCAAGGCACGGCACGGCACAGCACAGCCCCGCCCCGCCCAGCGGAAGAGGGUGAUACGUAUUCCAAUCUCUAUUUAUGUUACGCUUUAUCCAUCCAUCUAUCUCACCCACCCCACCCCUCUCCCCUAGCUUUUCUCCAACUAUUCGGUCUGAAUUAAGCUGAUGCAUCUAUGUUGUAUAAAUGACUACUGAGAACAUUGAGCACCAACCAGUUAAUGUUUGAAUUUGAUGGCUGCUACA
Andrographis paniculata is the source of this 1189-nucleotide messenger RNA. RefSeq names its product ATP synthase subunit b', chloroplastic. Gene Ontology annotation, biological process: proton motive force-driven ATP synthesis. The record is from RefSeq and is a predicted model, not a curated record. Gene Ontology annotation, molecular function: proton transmembrane transporter activity. The transcript has a single exon. NCBI's taxonomy places the organism in Eukaryota, Viridiplantae, Streptophyta, Magnoliopsida, Lamiales, Acanthaceae. Bases 263 to 949 code for a protein of 228 amino acids.